This is a messenger RNA of Seriola dumerili (greater amberjack), 3725 nucleotides long. RefSeq names its product zinc finger protein, FOG family member 2 (gene zfpm2a). NCBI's taxonomy places the organism in Eukaryota, Metazoa, Chordata, Actinopteri, Carangiformes, Carangidae. The transcript is spliced from 8 exons. Gene Ontology annotation, cellular component: nucleus. The record is from RefSeq and is a predicted model, not a curated record. Gene Ontology annotation, molecular function: RNA polymerase II-specific DNA-binding transcription factor binding. Bases 120 to 3668 code for a protein of 1182 amino acids. Gene Ontology annotation, biological process: positive regulation of transcription by RNA polymerase II; heart development; cell differentiation.
UUCUUUUUCUUUCUCAAUUUCCAUCAGACAAAAACCCAAAAACCGGCUGCUUGGAUGAACCAAAACCUAUCGAUCUGUCAGUACUACACCUGGAUUCACUGACCAGCCGCACAGCAGGCAUGUCCCGAAGGAAGCAGAGCAACCCCAGGCAGAUCAAACGUCCUCUGGAGGAUGGCCUGGAGGAAGAAGAGGAGGAGUGCGUCUCCGAGGAGAACGAGCUCUUGGCCAAAGACGAGUUCUCGGUGGAGGAGAACUUCACCGCCGAGUUUGAGACGGAGAACAUGAGCUGCGAAGACAUGGAGUACUUCUGCAACAAAGGAGAGGAAGAUGGCAACCGGGAAGCGGGCGAGUCGGAGAUGGACGGGCAGGGCGAGAAGACCAGGCACACUGCGGUGGGGCCAGAUGAAUGGGAUGGUCCAAGAGAGCUGGAUGCCUUCCUUAAAGAUGGCGAGCGUCGGAUCCACAGCCGGCAGCAGCUCCCUGUGGGGACGACAUGGGGACCCUUCGAGGGGAAGAUUGAGAUGAGCACUGACAGCACUGCACUGAAGACGAAGAGCACGGUCCCGGUGGUGCUAAGCGCCGGCCCCAGGUGGCUGCUGGAUGUGACUUGGCAGGGAGCAGAAGACAACAAAAACAACUGUGUGGUGUACAGCAAAGGUGGCCAACUGUGGUGCACCACCACCAAGAACAUGAUGGAGGGCGAGGAGCUGGUGGCGUUUGCGGUGGACUUUGACUCACGUCUGCAGGCAGUGAACCACAUGUCUCUGAGUGAGGGCAUGUACCCAGCCAGGCUGCUGGACAGCAUCCAGCUCCUGCCGCAGCAGGCCGCAAUGGCCUCCAUCCUGCCCACUGCCAUCGUCAACAAGGACAUCUUCCCCUGCAAGGCGUGUGGAAUCUGGUUUCGGAGUGAGAGGAACCUGCAGGCCCAUCUGAUGUACUAUUGCAGCGGGCGACAGAGGGAGCCAGAGACGGUAGUGGAGGAGAACGACACCGGACCCCACCAGACCCCCAGUAUCUGCCCCUUCCCACAGUGCAACAAGAGCUUCUCUGGAGCGAGGGCCCUGGAAAUGCACUUGAGCACCUCACACAGUGGUGUCAAAAUGGAAGAGAGCCUCCCUCCUGGCACCAGCUUGAAAUGCACAAUCUGUAACUACACGGCAGAUUCUCUUAUUACAUUCCAGCAUCACAUCAUGUCUCACCUGUCACAGGCGGCCUUCAGAUGCAAUCACUGCCAUAUCAGCUUCCAGAGCCACAGGGAACUCUUACAGCAUCAGGACUUACAUGGGCACGGCAGCAAACUUCACAGGGAAGGCGACGGCAGUGAGCAUUCCCCCAGGGGGCCUGAGGAAAGCCUCCAGCAGCAGCAGCAGCAGCAGGCCCGCGCUGAGCUGGCCAACAGGAAGGAUGCUCUGCUGGGAAGUCCCAAAGGGGCCCUCAACAAGGAGACCAGCACAGAAGGAGAGGCUGACAAGGCUGAGAAGAAGCCCAUGCUGUCGGUUCAGAAGGGAGAGGCGCACCCAGGCAGUAAAGCCAGUUUUUCUUACACAAGGAUCAAGUCUGAGCCCUCCAGCCCCCGGCUGGCCUCCUCCCCUGUGCAGCAUAACAUGCCUACAUUUCCCAUGGGCCCCUUCUUGUCUCAGUUUGCUUUCUCCCAAGACAUUUCAGUAGUCCCGCAGGCUUCUGAGAUUCUGGCUAAAAUGUCAGAGCUAGUUCACCGGAGGCUGCGCCAUGGAGGGAACAGCUACCCCCCUGUCAUCUACAGUCCUCUUAUGCCCAAAGGGGCCACCUGUUUCGAAUGCAAUAUCACCUUCAGCAACCUGGACAACUAUUUGGUCCACAAAAAGCACUACUGUAACAGUCGCUGGCAGCACAUGGCAAAGUCUCCUGACUUCUCCGCCCUCUCAGAUAAGGUCCCUGAGGCGGUGAGCCCCAACAGUGGUCACAGUUCUGUUAGCAUGUUGGCCAGCUGCCACCCUACGGAGGCCGACAGCCACCUCAUGCAGUCUGCCUGUCUGAACUCCAAUGUGUUGGACAUGAUCAAUGCGGGGGCUAAAGGGCCUGAUAAGGAUCUACCAGGACAGGUGAAGAAGGUCUCUACCCCGACCGGGGCUGAGGAGAGGCUGAAUGGGAAGCAGAUGGAGGGGAAAAGCCCCAGUACGGGUUUAGUUGAAAGUGACAACGAUCCGACCAAGACAACCUGCGAUGCCUGCAAUAUCACCUUCAGUCGUCAUGAGACCUACAUGGUCCACAAGCAGUACUACUGCGCCACUCGUCAUGAUCCCCCCAUGAAACGUAUGUCCACCAACAAGGUGCCCUCCAUGCAGAGAACCAUGAGGACCCGUAAGCGCAGGAAGAUGUAUGAGAUGUGUCUCCCUGACCAGGACCACCAGAGGCCCCCUAUGGGUCAGCCGGGCUUCCUCGGAGUCCCUCCCAUGAACCCUUGCACAUCCCAGGAAGCCGUUGAGAGCCUGGCGGACCGCUUCCACCCCCGCUGUGACAUCUUCCCAGGUAUGGUACCCAAACACCUGGAGGCCUCUCUGACUGUCACUAAACCAAUUCUGGCUCCUAAAUGCAAUACUGUGGAGCAGCAGGAGCUGGACGCCCCCAUUGAUCUCAGCAAAAAGUGUUCGCCAGUCCCUGACAAGACAUGUAGCUCUCCUAAAAGACUGUUGGACUAUCACGAAUGUGCAGUGUGCAAGAUAAGUUUUAACAAAGUGGAGAACUACCUGGCGCACAAACAGAACUUUUGCCCUGCAACAGCCGCCGCCGCCGCCGCCGCCGCUGCUGCUCAGCAACAACAACAACAGCCACAGCAGCAGCAACAACACAAUGAGACUGGCAGCCUGGAGCCAAGCAUGUUCCCAGAUGUGAAGAGUGAAGGCAAUAACAACCCUGAUGAUGUCUACGAUAAGAGCCCAGGCAAAUGUGAGAAGAAUGGCAAUGGGAAGGUUAUGGUGCAGAAUGGAGGCAUGUUCCCCCCUCACCUGGGGCCUGUGCCGGCACUCAAGCCAUUUGCUGAGCCCCAGCUCAUCCCAUCAAAAGAUGAGAACAAGAAUAUGUUUCUGCCCCACUGCCUUUAUCCUGGAGCAAUAAAGAAGGUGAAAGGUCCUGAGCAAAUAUCGCCGUAUUUUGGGAUAAAGCCAACCGAUUAUGUGACUGGGGGACCAGUGAUGCAGGGAGAGGCCAGCGAACAAGAGCAGAGCGUUAAUGGGGGAGGAGGAGGUGCAGGUGGAGGAGGAGGAGAGACAGGAACAACCAGAGAGCAGGCCCAGCAGCCUGCCGCUAAUGGCUGCCCCCACCCUGGCAAGGAGCCCCUUCCCUUACUGCCCAAAAACCGGGGCAUGGUCAUCGUCAACGGGGGGCACAAGCCCGAGGAGCGUUCAGGCACAGCUCCACCGCAGCAGGAGAACCAGCCCCAGCCAGACGGCCAGCCCCCCAAUCCCUCACCUACGUGGGCCACUGAGAACCAGGCCGACUCCAAUGAGAACAUGUCGCCUUCCUCCAAGUCCCCAAUCGAGGAGGCGGCACCCACAGCCAAUAAAGGCGUGAACGGCUCUGGAAGUGGCAAGUACUGCCGCCUCUGUGAUAUCCAGUUCAACAACCUGUCAAACUUUAUUACCCAUAAGAAGUUUUACUGUUCAUCACAUGCUGCAGAGCAUGUAAAAUAAGUUAGAAGAAUAAGACAUGUUCUUCUCCUCCCUCCCACACCUCCCCUCCCUCCCCAC